UAUUGUUGUUUCUUGUUGAUUUGUAAAAGAAUUGCUGGCAGUGUUUUUUUCUGAAAAGAAAAUUCUUCUUGUACUUAGAACAAAUUUAACUGUGUAGAGUCAGCGGUGGUUUAGCGGAUCGCUUACAUGAAUAUGUUUUUUUUAAUACAUAGACUGCCGCGUACAUUGCUUACUUUUUCGCCGAGUGCUAAUAACCUUUUUAGUAUUCUAUCCGGCCGUUAUAUUUCAAGUAGUGAAAUUUUACAAAAUUCAGAACAAGUCAAUACUAAAGCGAAAGAAAGAAUUGGCGGUUUACCAAGUGAUCUUGUUAAUCAAAAAAAGCUAAAGAAAACAUCGCGAACGUUAUCCACAUUGCAAAAUGACUCGUUGCCUCUAGCGACCCGUAUUUCAGUUUCACCAAAUGAAAGUCGUGAUUUUAUGACAUUGUCUACUGAUAUCAUUCGUGACUUAACUGAUCAUGCCGAUAAAUAUAAUUCAAAAGAUGCUUCUACCUGGCUAAAAAAAGUUUUAGAGUACAAUGUAUUGCAUGGUAAAAAAUUCCGAGGACUUUUAACUGUGUUAACUUAUAAAAAUCUAGUCAAAGAUAUAACGACAGAAAAUUUGAAAUUAGCUCAAAUUUUGGGCUGGUGUCUAGAAUUGCUGCAAUGUUUUUUGGUUUUAAGCGACGAUAUAAUGGAUAAUAGUACUACAAGACGUGGUCAAACCUGCUGGCAUAGACUUGACAACGUUGGCUUAAUUGCUUUUAACGAUAGCAUAAUGCUGGAGAAUGGUAUUUAUGUACUAUUAAAAAAAUAUUUUUCCCACUUAGAGUGUUAUUUGGAUUUAAUGCAUCUGUUCCAUGAAAUGACAUUUAUAACGACGUGUGGACAAUCCUUGGAUAUGCUGAAUAGUAAUAAAAGUGUCUCUACAUUUACGAUGGACACGUACAAGACAAUAGCAGCUAAUAAAACAUCGCAUUAUACAUUUUACUUGCCUAUAGCUGCGGCGAUGCAUUUAGCCGGACUGAAAGAUGCUGAAGCUUUGCGUCAAACCAAAAUGAUUGCUAUGGAAAUUGGUCAUUUCUUUCAAGUGCAAGACGAUUUCUUGGAUUGUUUCGGUAAACCAGAAAUCACCGGUAAAUUGGGUACUGACAUACAAGACAAUAAAUGUUCCUGGUUAGCUGUCGUGUGUAUGCAAAGAGCUAACGAUGAACAAAAAGCCGCUAUGCUAGAAUGUUAUGGAAAAACUGAACCAGACAAGGUAGCCCAUGUUAAGGAACUGUAUAAAACAUUGGGUUUGCCCAACACUUAUGCUGACUACGAACAAGAAUCCUAUAAUAUGAUUAAAACUCAUAUUCAGCAAACUUCACGCGGUGUACCGCAAGACACAUUUUUAGAAGUGUUGAAUAAGAUUUACCAAAGAUCAGCAUAAAAUUAUCUCAAAUCGCAAAUAUUUUUUAAACCAUUGUAAAUUUACUUGUUCGGUAGGGUAAUGUUUUAUAAAAUUUAGUAAUUUUAUGGUUUACGUCUCCAUUAUGUGUAGAAUUUUUUUUUUUAUAUAAUAAAAAAUAAGAAAAAUUUCAAAGAAAUUUUAAUUUUAUAGUCGACUAUGAAUGCCUUGAUGGGUCACAUAAAAAAUCAACGCAAUCAGAAAUGUUAAGUGGCGAUCUGAAAUAAUUUUUGAAACAAAUGGUGUUUCAAAUUUUUAAAGUUUUCAAGAACCAUUAAUUAAGACUCUAUUUUGAGUUGAUUUGAAAUAAUAGGGGGUAAAAAUGAUCUUAAUACCCACGUAAAAUUAAUUUUGUAUUCCUAAAUUUUACAAUAAACCAAUUUAAUUUGCUUUGGGUAAAAAUUUUCGGAUAUUGCAAGAAAAGUAUAAUGCCACUGAAUAGUUGUUUGCUAUUCGACUAUGUAUA
Messenger RNA from Glossina fuscipes, 1894 nucleotides. RefSeq names its product farnesyl pyrophosphate synthase (gene Fpps). Gene Ontology annotation, biological process: trans, trans-farnesyl diphosphate biosynthetic process. The transcript has 7 exons. The record is from RefSeq and is a predicted model, not a curated record. Bases 127 to 1410 code for a protein of 427 amino acids. Gene Ontology annotation, cellular component: cytoplasm. NCBI's taxonomy places the organism in Eukaryota, Metazoa, Arthropoda, Insecta, Diptera, Glossinidae. Gene Ontology annotation, molecular function: (2E,6E)-farnesyl diphosphate synthase activity; dimethylallyltranstransferase activity.